UUCGUUUAGAGAUGGCAUGGUUAACAGCUAUUAGUUCUUUAAUAACAAUAAUUCUCUUCAAAAUAGAACAAUGAAACAUACAUACUGAGGCCCAAAUAAAUAUUUUAUAUUUUAAGCAAUUUUUUUUUUGGAAAACUACGUGUUACUCAGUGUUAUUAAUGAAUCAUAGGUAUUGCAAAUUAUUAUGAAAAUAUAAGUGAAGAAAUAAAUAUUAAGUUAUUUUUUAUUAAUUAUUUAUUGCGACAUUUUAAUUUGUAGUUUAUGAAACAAAUAUAGAUAUUGCUAUGGCCCUUUUACACCCUUUUAAACAGUUACCUGGACUAUAAACAGAUAUUAGUCUAAUAAACAGUUACAACGAACCGUCUCUUAGCAUCAUCUCGCUCACGUACACAUCUCUAUUCUACAAGCCGAUUUCUGAUCUCUAAACAAGUAUUUUUGAGAUUUUAAAUUUAACUGCCACUUUGAAAAGACGAACAUUAGUCGUAUACCAAGUAUAUUAUAAAUAAGUUAUCGACAUACUUAUUAUAACGAAUGCAUUCAGAAAAAAUAGAAAUACGUCAAAAUGGAUACCCCUCGUAUUUAACAAUGGACUCGUCCUAAAACUGUAAUUCUGUUGUUGACGUAUCCAGGUCCUUUUUAAAAGAAUAAAUCUCAAUUAAUUUCGAAGAUACAUCCUUCAAGAAUUCUUUAUUACUUGUUUAAACAGCCUUGAUUCACUUUUUAAAAUUGUAAGGUUCCAGUAAUAAUGACGCCGAGUAACAAGUUUUUCAUGUGGAAUCGAAAUAAAAAGGAAUGGAUAAUUUAAAUAACACUAUUCAUGAAAAAUGCAAUAAUGAUUAAUUGUUUGCCGGAACGUGAUUUUGAAACUGAAUCACCAAGAAAAAAAUAUUAUUGUUGUAUGAGCUAUUAGUUGACGAUGUUUGCUGAAAUUGUGUUAACCGCCAUAGUGUUUAUGUUUAUUGGUAUAUACUGCAUCUUAACGAAACUGCAAUUUAUCACGUGUGACAGUAAUGUUUGUUUAAAUGGCAAGACUGCUCUAGUUACUGGUGGUAAUAAAGGUUUAGGUUACGAGAUAGUAUUGCAGUUAGCUUCGAGGGGAUGUAAAGUCAUUAUAGCAGCUAGAGGAGUGUCGGAAGAUCUCCGAAAAAAAAUUAUAAAAGAAACUCGUAAUCCGAACGUAAUUAUGGAAUACGUGGAUUUUUCGUCGUUCGCGUCGGUGAGAAAUUUGGCUGGGAAAUUGAAAACAACCGAAUCCAAAUUAGAUAUACUGAUAAAUAACGCGGGGGUUGGUAAAUCCUUGAGGACGCCGACCGAAGAUGGGCACAAUAGAACAAUGCAGGUCAAUCAUUACAGCACCUUCCUACUAACGCAUCUACUUGUAGAUCUUUUGAAAAAAUCUGAAAACGGAAAAAUUCUGUUCACUUCUUCUUUUCUGGCACACGUACACGUAUUAACACGAAGAAACGUCAGCCGAAGUGGUAUACCAGACGCUCCGCUCGGCAACUUGGAUUAUUCCAAUUCGAAAUUCUGCUCGAUCAUUUCGGCGGAAAUUUUCGCGAGCAAACUCAAAAAAUGGAAUAUAAACAGCAACUGUUACCAACCGGGUAUAGCGAAAACCGAAAUUUUCAAAGAAACCAGAAAGAAUCUCGAUAAUUUAUUGGACGCUGUUAUUUAUUUUUGCACCAUGCAUUUAUUACAAACAAUCUUCGGGGUGAACCCGAAGCUUCCUUCACAAACGGCCGUACAAAUUGUUAUCGGCGAUGAAUUCGAACACGUCACCGGGGUAUAUGUAGGAAAAUAUUUCAAGGACCUCAAACCGAGAGGGGCUCGAGACGAUAAAUUAUGCGAAGCUAUCUGGAAGGCGUCCGAAGCGGCGGUACGAUUAAAACCGGAAGAAAAGUUAGCCGAACGCGAACCAAACAGUGAGAUCGAAAUAAAGAGCAUUGCCGAACGAUACCGACCAGUCCGAGAUACCCCGAUGUACAUAAUGAUUUCGGCUUUGUUUUACGUUACAGUGUUUUUGAUUUUUCUAAUUUGUAUUUGUGUUAGAAUUUAUGCAAAGUGGCAUUGUGUUUGGUGUAGAAGCAAUGUUUGUUUAAACGGAAAAACCGCUCUAGUUACAGGGGGUAGUUUAGGAAUAGGGUAUCACAUAGUCGUUAAUCUAGCCUCGAGGGGAUGUAAAGUAAUAAUUGCUGAUAAAAUAAUUGACCAAGAAAUAAAAAAGCGAAUGAUAAAAGAAACUAAAAAUGUUAAUAUUCAUUUUGAGCACAUAGAUUUGGCUUCAUUUAAAUCUGUCAGAGAUUUCGCAGAAAAACUUAAAACCAAAGAAGAUAAAAUCGAUAUUUUGAUUCAUAACGCUGGAAUUGGUAAAGCUUUCGGUUGUUUGUCUGAGGAUGGUUUGAAUAAACCUAUGCAAGUGAAUUAUUACAGUCCAUUUCUAUUGACGCAUUUACUCGUAGAUCUAAUGAAGAAAUCUUCAGCGGCUAGAUUGAUUUUCACUAGCUCGGGAUUCAGUUUUUUCAAUAAUAUAAAUAUGCAUAGCAAAAAUGAACACGAAGUCGAUUUAGGGACGUCUCAAUUGGAUUACCACACCUCCAAGUUCUGUUUAAUUCCAGCUGCCGAUAUUUUCGCUGAAAAAUUACGGAAAUACAACAUAACCUCAAAUUCUUAUCAUCCGGGAGUAGUAAAAACCAGAAUGAUUGAUCAGUUUAGGGGAGAACGUAUGGGUGUUAUAGAGCAUAUCGUCGGGAUAUUUUUGAAAUUUGACGCAAUGUUAGUAGGAAAAACACCUGAAGAAGGCGCUCAAACCGCUCUAUAUUUGGCGUGUUCUAACGAAGUAGAAGGUAUAACUGGAAAAUUUUUCGGAGAAGCAACGCCAAGGUUCAAACCUUUGGCAGCUUACAAUCAAAAACUUUGUAAGGCUCUAUGGUAUCAUUCCGAAAAAGUAGUUGGACUUACAACAGAAGAAAAAUUACCGUAGAGGGAUAAAAAAAUUGAAUACGAGUAAUAACUAUAACAUUUUUUUAAGUAACUCAUACAUUAUAAGUAUUUUAAGAUGAUAUUAAUU
Molecule: messenger RNA, 3067 nt
Organism: Diorhabda sublineata
Lineage: Eukaryota; Metazoa; Arthropoda; Insecta; Coleoptera; Chrysomelidae
Exons: 9
Coding region: 917-2980 (687 amino acids)
Source: RefSeq, a predicted model, not a curated record